This is a messenger RNA of Hyalella azteca, 484 nucleotides long. RefSeq lists its product as uncharacterized. Lineage: Eukaryota; Metazoa; Arthropoda; Malacostraca; Amphipoda; Hyalellidae. The record is from RefSeq and is a predicted model, not a curated record.
UGAGGAUCGAGGUGGACGUGGAGCAGCUGAGCGACGGGUCGCCGCCCGUGCUCGUGAACGUCGCGGCGGGCAGCAGCGACGUCGAGGUCACGCCCGCCGACAACGUCGGCACGUCGGCGCUGCAGUUGGCGGCCGACGUCCGCCUCCAGCUGCACGGAUCGUCGACGGAGGAGCAGGUGACCUACGAGCGCGCCGACGCCCUCACCAUCAACCUCACCCACACGGACUCUUUGACCUUCAUGCACCGACACACCAUCGUGAAGCGCGGCCCCACCCCCGUGGGGGAGGUGGAGUUUAUGGUGCGAAUACCUGUGGGGGACCAGCGGGGUAACCUGCUCGCCACCGUCUAUUACCCUGAGCGGGAGUUCCUGGGGGAGGUGUUCCCGUGUGAGCUGCGGGGCGCCCAGUACGGCAGCACCCAGCGGGGCGCCGCCGUCAACCUCACCGACGCGGGGGACGACCUGCACCCACGGGCACCUGUUAU